AUGUCACCAGAGCAUCCACCCGGUUGCUGUGGGAACCACAUGCCAUACUUCCUGGCCCCCUGGGGCUACUUACUGCCAAUGGGUGCCAGCAGGGAGGGCAUUGGGAAGGACUGGGGACUCCCAGGAUGGGCCCAAGUGCCCAACUGGGCCCUGGAUGCAGCAGCUGCUGGGGCCCCCUGUGCCACAUUAGCCGGGCUCCCCGGGGCUGAUGAGCCCUCAGCCCAGGCCAGCCCAGCCCUGCUGGGACUGGGAGGGCUCUGCUCUGCCGCAUCACGGCAGAGACCAUAUCGCUGGAGCUGGCAGCCUGUCCUACGGGCACCACACAGUUUCCGUGGUCCCUGCAGUGGGGACUUGUUCCCGGCCCUCUCCUAUCUCCCUGCUUCAGUUUUGGUGCAGAACCUGCACCUCUGUGAGGGCUACGUGGGCCCUGAUGGCCUCUCCCACCCCGGAUUCUACUGCCCACGGCUGACGGACCCCCCCAGCCACCGCUACUGCUGCCAGCCCAGCCUGGACGCUCUCAAGUCCUGCUGCUCUCAACUGGCCCUGGAAGCCCUCACUGGAGUGAACCUCUCCAGCCUGGCAAGCCCUGGUCUACUCCGGCACCCGCUGGCUCUGCCUUUCGUGGGGCUCUAUGGGCUCCUAGUCCUCCUGCUUAUGGCCAUCGACCUCUGCCACUUCUACUGGACCCGCCGGUGCCACCUCCGCCACCUGCUGCCCCGUGCCUGUCGUGUGCCUCGUGGAGCCCCAGGGCGGCACCUGGCUGGACCCCGGCUUUCGCACGGUGCCCCCAGACUGACACGGCCCGGCCAGGGCUGCUGA
Poecile atricapillus (Black-capped chickadee) is the source of this 819-nucleotide messenger RNA. Its product is annotated as protein shisa-like-1. The transcript has 4 exons. Lineage: Eukaryota; Metazoa; Chordata; Aves; Passeriformes; Paridae. The record is from RefSeq and is a predicted model, not a curated record. The coding region runs from base 1 to 819 and encodes 272 amino acids.